This is a messenger RNA of Hyaloscypha bicolor E, 666 nucleotides long. RefSeq lists its product as uncharacterized. The coding region runs from base 113 to 415 and encodes 100 amino acids. The transcript has a single exon. The record is from RefSeq and is a predicted model, not a curated record. Lineage: Eukaryota; Fungi; Ascomycota; Leotiomycetes; Helotiales; Hyaloscyphaceae.
UCCUUCUGGCGUUUUCUGCGCUCCCUCUCCUGAAAUCACUUCUUCCAUCGGGAGUCUCUCAUAAGCUGCAAUCCGAAGGAACACUUCCCCAGUUGUCAAUUCCCUACGAGAUAUGCUCCCAGAUCGCAAGAGCUACAACGUUCGUGGCAGCACGGCAUUAGCCAGUCGUCAUCGCUCUAAAUGGCCCACGUCACUGCUCUUCGGUUAUGUGUUUGCUCUCGGAGUUUUGGGACUUCUCUUUCGGGCAACUUGGAGACGAAAACUAUUGCGGCAUGUCAAUGUUCUCCUCAUCUUGAACUUCAUGCUUAUUCUGAUCUCGGAUAAUCUUCCUCGCGCCCUUCUACAUACAGUAUUUCUUCUCGGACAGAGCUUCCUAGGGUGGUUCUUAUGUCAGCACUUGGAUUCUGUGUUCUGAUGACGGCAUUCACGCCCCAGGAAUGGGCUCCUCCUUCUGUUUCGCUGGAUCUUAUCCAUCGUCAUCGAGACGACGGCCGAGUCCAGAAGAAACUUGUAGCUAUUUCUCUUACUACGUGUCAUAUGGAUGGGUUACGAAAGUGAUAUUAAAGGGAUUUCGAGGGAAAUUGACGCUUGGUGAUUUGCCGUCUCUGCCAUUCUACGAUGGGCCGCUACUAUGGCUGCCUCGUAUUCAAGAUGCGCGUGCCAGAG